Molecule: messenger RNA, 1366 nt
Organism: Darwinula stevensoni
Lineage: Eukaryota; Metazoa; Arthropoda; Ostracoda; Podocopida; Darwinulidae
Source: the annotation of a GenBank genome assembly
GUAUGUCAACAAUUAUUAACUCUACAUGAGAUUGUAACUGUAAUGAUGAUUAGUGCUUGUACCCAUCACAAAAAUGUCUCCAGCUGGCUUCCUAACAGAUUUGAAGUAGGUGAGGUGAGGUGAUAGUGGAAUAUGACUAGUUACAAGGUCCUAGAAUUUUACAGUGGUAUUGGGGGCAUGCACUGGGCCUUACAAGGUGCAGGAUACCAUAACACUGAGGUGACUGCCAUGGAGAUCAAUGAUGUGGCCAACAGAGUGUACAAAACAAACUUUCCAUCAAUUAAACUAUUGCAGAGAAAUAUCACCUCCCUCUCCAUCAAUGAAUUUGAAACCUGGAAACCUGACAUGCUUCUCAUGAGCCCUCCCUGUCAGCCUUAUACAAGGGUUGGACUAAAGCGGGGUACCAGUGACCCAAGAUCCUUCUCAUUUCAUCAUAUUUUGGACAUAUUAGGAGCUUCUAAGCACAAGCCAAACUACUUCCUCCUGGAAAAUGUGAAGGGUUUUGAAGAGUUUGGAACAGAGAAGCUUCAUGCAACACUCAGGCUCUGUGGCUAUCACUUUCAAGAAUUUCUUCUCAGUCCACAUCAGUUUGGGAUACCCAAUUCUAGAUUGAGAUUCUACCUCCUGGCCAAGCAAAAUCACCUUCCAUUCAGCUUUCCUGUCCAAUCUGAGAUUUGGACUACAAUGCCUCUCAGAAAAGAGUCAGUGGCAACAUUCAAGAUUGGGAGCAUAUUGGAUGAGGAAGCUGCUGAGGAUCCAACUCUACUUAUCCCAGAGAAUAUUCUGUUGAAACAUGCAGACAUUUUAGAUAUUGUGGGUCCUGAAUCAGAGAGGAGCUGCUGUUUCACAAAGGCAUAUUCUCGCUUUGUUGAGGGCACUGGGUCUAUCUUGUGCCCACUUGGACUGAGGAAAGUUGAAGAAGUCUUCAAGGAUAUGCCAGGAAGCACAGAAAAGAUUACCUCCCUGAAAAGCCUGAAGUUGAGGUAUUUCUCACCCAAAGAGGUCUCAAGACUCAUGUCCUUCCCAGAUGAAUUCUGCAUUCCCCCCAGUGUGACUAGGAAGCAGGCUUACCAGCUUUUAGGGAACAGCAUCAAUGUGUCUGUUGUGAGUCAGCUCAUCAAGCUCCUUUGCAAGAAUGAUCCUGGCUGAGAUGCUUCAUGUUUCCAACCUGAAGUCUAUCUGGCAGAAUGCCCCUAAGGCCACAAUCAGUAUGAAACAAAGAAAAGUUGCAGUCAAGGUGGAUUUGGUCCAUCUUCGGAAUUCUCCAAUGGUUGUCAGCACCAAUUCUGCAAGGCUCAUUUUUUGAUUGCCUGAUCUCUGUAUGCAUGCAAUGAUGGUAUUGUGGUCCAUAAAGAUAUAUAUGAUG